CCUCUCCUUCAUGCAAGCCUCAGUGUUGUCCGUGUCCAAGAUUUCACACAGGUAGAAGAGCCUUUUGCGUUCACAGCUGCUGAGAGCCUCCGCUGUUUGAUUAAUGGCCUGAAGAUGGUCAGAAAGAGCCAUAUGGUCUUUGGGAAGAGUGACGUAUGGUAAUCCAGCAAUGAAGACCGAUAUACCGUUGACGACCACCAAUUUGACCAGUAUGCCUACAAACUGGAUCCGAUGAAAUACUGUGACCCUCAGGGAUAGACAGACAGAUGUGUGACACCGUGGAGAAUCAUUUGCCUCUCCCAGUGGAGAUCUGAGUUCUGGGACACUGAGGCAACUGCGGGGGGGUGGGUCUCUGAGGAAGAUGCUGGGUUCAGAGCGUGGUGUUGUUGAAGAAUGGCUCUCAGAAUUCAAGUCCUUACCAGAAACCCACAUCCCCAACUACGCAGGCAGCCUUCAUCUGAAGAAGUCCCUGGUGCAAGCACUCUACAGAGUCAUCCAGGACCCCAACAAUGAGCUGCUGGAGCCUGUGUGCCACCAACUCUUCGAGCUGUAUCGUAGCUCUGAUGACCGCCUGCGCCGCUUCACCCUGCAGUUCCUGCCUGAGCUGGUGUGGGUAUAUCUGCGCAUCACAGCCAGCAGGGAUCGCCAGAGCAACGGAUGCAUUGAGGCCCUCCUCCUGGGCAUCUAUAACCUGGAGAUCGUGGACAAAGACGGCAACAGCAAGCUCCUCUCCUUCACAAUCCCAUCUCUGUCCAAGCCAUCGAUAUAUCAUGAGCCUUCUAGCCUGGGGUCCAUGGCCCUGACAGAGGGGGCCCUCUGUCAACAUGAUCUGAUCAGGGUGGUGUACAGCGGCCUCCACCCACAGAGAGAGACCUUCACAGCUCAGAACAGGUUUGAAGUGCUGUGUUUCCUCAUGCUCUGCUACAACUCUGCCGUGGUGUACAUGCCCCUAUCUUCCUAUCAGUCAGUAUGCAGAAUGAGCUCACGGCUGUGCGUAUGUGGCUUCCCCCGGCAGCAGGAGAAGCUUUGGAGGGAACCUUGCAACCGUGUGCUGUUGGACCCCGAGUUCAUGGUGCAGAUGCUGACUGCAGUUUAUCACGCCAUAUACAAUGGGGAGUGGGAGAUGGGGCAGGAAGCCCUGGAGGACAUACUGUACAGAGCCCAGCUGGAGCUUUACUCCCAGCCUCUCUUGUUGGGGAACGCCAUGAAGAACUCUCUGCCAGACAGGGCUCCCGAUGAGCCGCGGGGGCGCAAGGUGCUCCAGGUGGAGGUGACACCCACCAUUAGCCGCAUUUCUAUAUCAGCGAUCACCACCGCCUCCAUACGACGCCACCGCUGGAAGAGAGAGGAUUGUUUUGACUACUCAACCGGUGCAGACUUGAGCCUCAUCGUCAAUCCUCCUAGCCUCGCCCAGCACCACCACACUCCCUGGGACCCCACAGCCAAAGAGGAGAAAGAAGGGCGGCCUCACAGCCACCACAGCAGCAGCAGCAGCAUCCUCAUCCCCCCCAUCACAUUUGAGGAUGCUGAUGGUAUGAGUGGCGGAGAAGAUUCCUUCAAUGUUAACGACCCAGACGAGGGUUUCUCCUCCGGGGCGUCUAACAGCAGCCAGCCCAGCGGAACCAAGGUGGGCGGCAGUGUGGGGCCGAGGGGCGGCAGCCUUAACAGCAGCAGCAGCAGCAUCAAGAAAGCCAUCACGGCCCGGCUGUCUCGGGACAAGGAGAGAGAGCGGGAGAAGGAACGGGAGAAGGAACGGGAGAAGGAACGGGAGAAGGAAGGAACGGGAGAAGGAGAGGACGGAGAGAGAGCGGCAGAGGGAAGCAGAGAAACAGGCAGAAUUGUCAGCGGAUCACCAGGCUGUAGUGAUGAGGCAACACCAGAGGCAGCAAACGCCUCCAGCCAGCAUCACAUUGGAUGCCAUCCAGCUGAGCCCCAUAAAGAAGCACUUGAGCUUCCCUGCGGGGCCCAUGCUGUUGCGGACUGGCAGCACCUCCUCCAGCAAGUCCUUUGACUGCAUGAAUUUCAACCUGAAUGGAGGCGAUGAUGAGCGAGAGAAGGUGGCAGGGGGCUCUGACAAGGAAGGAGGGCUUCCAUCAGGUGGCUCCCACCGCCACUCCACCAUUAGCCUGAAGGAGGAGCACCUCAUCAGGCCAGAGGACGCCCAGGACCUCCUGUCUCCUGGAGCUCCUCUUACCAGGCAGUCCCGCUCCCCUAGUUUCAACAUGCAGAUCAUAUCACAGGUCUAACUACAGUGCAGGGCAUGGUAUACACACAUACACACACACACACACACACACACACACCACACACACACACACACACACAUUACCUGUUCAUAACACUCAUCCUCAUGCAGUUUUUCUCUGCAACUCUUUCCAACCCUAUUUUGACAAUUUCUGUCUACUUAUAUGUGGUUGGUAUGUGUGUGCUAAAUAGUUAUCUCCACCCUUUUAACAUCCAUUACAAUUGUGACCUGCAGUUGUUGCUGGUGGGUUUAGCCUUACUGAAAAUGGAGUAAGUGAUGACUGCCCAAUGCUGUUACUACAGUCCAGCAUGUCACUGCAUCCUCCCGUUUAACCAAGCUGACCAUUCCACACAGAAACCCCUCAAAAGAAGGAAGUGUUGAACAAAAACCCAUAAGGAUUACAUGCUAGCUGUAGGGGUAUAUAUAUAUUAUAUUAUAUAUAUAAUAUAUAUAUAUAUAUAAUAUAUAUAUCCCCUACAGCUAGCAUGUAAUCCUUAAUAUGAAAUAUAUGAAAUAUAUAUAUAUUUCAGAUUUUUGAGUUCACGACUGAAUCAGUCAACAAUGAAAAUCAGCAAUAACACUUACGUUGCUCAUGUAGAGAAGAGUGGGGAUUAUUGCUCUUUGUCUUCAUUCCUUCCCUUUCAUUCCCCGGGCUCACGUGCAAUCGUUCUUGCUGAUUAUCUUCCUUGUUAAUUGUUGUUUUUAAAGUAGGCAUAAAUGGUUUUAAAUGAAUAAAAUUCUUUUUUAAAUGUUUUUUUUUUUUUUAUUACUAUUUCACAAUCCAAAUAAGGUAGCUUUGUUCAUCACUUGUAUGACGGUUAUUUGGCAGAAAUCAGACAGAUCCAAGAGAUAUUAAAUAUUCUUCAGCCCACGAACUUCCUUUUAUCCUGUAAUUAUAAUAUUCUCAUUUGAGCUAUAAAAUCUGACUUUUAAGAUUGUUGUCAAACAAAACUGGAAUGUGGUAAGCUUUUAACUUGACAAAUCUAAAGAAAUCAGUACUGUGCAGCUAUAAGAGGAAUGAAUUAAUCUUGUGACUUCAAAUCUGAAGCAGAAUUUUCUGGAAGAAGUGGAUGAAAACAUUGUUGACAGUGCAGCGUUGUGUCUGAAGCUAACAGGUAAUGACUGUAUUUUAUAUUGAAUUGUUAUUAGGGUUCAAACCAUUUAAUGGGUCCUUCCAUCCCAAUGCAGUUGUCAGUGUGUUUGUCAGGCUCUGGCUUGUGUGUGGUGUCAUGUCUAAGCAGGUGACAUACUGCCAUCUGGAGGCUUGUAUUGGUCACUGCGCUUUCAGCAGUCACCACGGCGAUGGUAUCGUGCUUUGCACUCUGAUUGGAUGCUCAUGAAACAUUUUGUUCUACCUCAUUGUGUGUUCACCCUACCACUCAGACACCUGUCUCCCAAUCAGACGCUGGAUUUAAAGACCCCAUUAGGUUUUAAGCUGCGGGAGUAAAUAAAUAUUGGGGACCAAACUGGUUUCACACUGCAACUGUAAUGACAUCGUAAAAUCUGUGUGUCCACGUGAGGAGUUUUGACUGAAAAUCUCGGCCUUGCAUUUCAGUUUAAUCACACCACAAAACCUAGCUGCAAAACAGGAACACAACUGUCUUCAGGUUUUCUGUCUUCUAUCAAAUAACCACUUCAGGAUUUACCUGAUUAUUUGAAUUCCUAGAAAUGUCCUGCUGAUCUUUUUUUCUUUUUAAUGUAAUUUUUGAAGUGCAAUUUUUUUUUUUAUCCUCAUGUGCAUGGAGUUGGAUCUUCUCUGCUGUUAAAUGCCUGCAUCUGCCUGCACAGUGCUAGCUAGCCUUCUGUAGUGCUCCCUGCCCAGGCUGAGUGAUUUGAACAUGGCGUGCUUGUCUGCAUGUUUAGUGCCCCGCAAAGCACUGCUAUUUCAGAUGCGUGAAACAGCCAGCGAGCCAAACCCAAAUCUCGUCCUCAUCUUUGCCAGAUGUGCCAAUACACAUCCUCUUGUUAAGGAAAUUUACGUUUUGCUUUGAUGUCUUAAGUUAAAAUGACUGUUUUGUUCCGUUUACUGGUCUUAUUUUAUAGUUAAGGGACAAAAAAGGGAUGUGUGGACUUAUGGCUCAGCGUGCCCUUGGAUGCAGCUUUACCUAUUUUGACAUGAAUAAUCGUUUCACUCAUCACAGGUGUGUGCGACACACUGUACUUUCAGUUAUCACUAUUUGCUGUUCACAUGUAAAAGCAGUAUAAUAUGCGUGUGUGUACCGUAGAUGUCAGCUGUUGUAUUGCAUUUCCCAUGUCUUGCUCAAGUGCUUAUUUAAAAUAAGGAUGAAUGAUAAAUGUAUAUAGACAAGUCAGUUCAGUCCGCAGUGAAAUCCCACGCACUCAUGCUCCCACUGUGCUGGAAACCGUCACAGCUGCUGGUCCUGAGUGAGAUCUGUGUGCGCUUUAGCCUUAAACAUUUCAGGCCAAAAAGCCUUGAUCGUCAGCUCUUUGGGCUCACAUGCUCUUCCUUGACCGGGCUGUGUAAAAAGAAGAGGAGUGGAGUGCAGCUACAGUUCACACUCUCACCUGGUCUGUCUGCUAUCAUCCCUGUGCUGUGUGGCUCACGAGCCGCGUCCCCAUUUGCUGUAUUUUACCGUGAGUUGAGUGGCACUUUUUUGCUGUUUUUAUAACUGGUGAUGUGUUCAUGUCAUUAAUAUGAGUGCCCCUGACCAAUGUUACCAGCAGCCAUGUUGGUUCUGUAGGUUGACUUAGAGUAACGGAUAGACAAAUAUUCCUCAGUGUCUGAUUUGCAUGUUAUCAGGGUGGGAAAUGAACACCAGCCAGUGAAUGUUCAUGAUACUGGACUGUGGCUGAAAAUAUGCUAUUUAAUGUGGUAGAAUAAUGAGCCUUGAAAUCCACAGAAGGUCCACUUACAUUUCAAAAAAGGUUUACUUGGUUAGUGUGUACUUGGUCAGCCACUGUCGCUGGUGGACAAAGUUCAUUUCCUGUCCUGCAUGUGAUAACUGUGGGCUUUGUUUUCAUACAGUAUAAUGCACUUUAAUCCAUCCACCUCUUUCCUCAAGAUAGUUAUUGAAAUGAUAUAUGUGCAAACGUGUAUACACUCAAUGCAGGGUUGUAGUCUCUUUUAAAGUAGUACUUCUAUGUGAUGUCACAUCCAACACAAUGCUAUUUUUGUUAAAGUCUAAGGGUACAGCCGUUUUUAUUAUUUUUUUAUUUUCCAAAACCAAAAAAAAAAAAAUAUUAAGGGGUCUGGAAGGUCUCAGGAGAAGAAGAAAAAAUGGCAGCACCAAAAUUUCUGUUCUUGAAGUAAGAAUUGAUUCUAUGCAACAUUUUUUCCCCUUUUUUGUUUUAUGGUGUUACCGGCUUUCAUUGAUCCGUGUCGGGUGAGACGAGCAGAUGCAUUUAAGAUGAUUGUCAAGAUGCACGAUAGCUUCCUCAUUCAGUGAUUCAGAGUGAGGGACCCUCUCUCAUGUGGGUGAAGAAGACCAUCCAGUUGUCAUCCGACUGCACUCACAAAGUGAAUGCCGCACUGGGACUUUAGGUGCAUGCUGGGCCUUUAUGUCGGUUUGCUGCUCUGUGGCUCAAAGACGUCAGGUGGUGUAUGAGAUAUAGACAGAUUAUCAAUGAUGCAUCUAAUCUAGAUACUUCGAGGAAAGCUGCUGGACGAUGUGAUAACACUGUACUAUUGAUGUUAUAUAAAUGGAGAAAAAGACUUAUUUUAAAUCUUGUAAAUAUAAAAUGUACAAAGGUGAAAGCAAGAUAAAUAUAACAAACUGAAGCUCAGUCUGAGAUGUAGAGAGAAAUUAAUCUGUAUAUUGUUGAAUAAAUAUUGUGCCGUAAGGGAUA
Etheostoma spectabile (orangethroat darter) is the source of this 6052-nucleotide messenger RNA. RefSeq names its product protein FAM126B. Gene Ontology annotation, cellular component: plasma membrane. The transcript is spliced from 13 exons. NCBI's taxonomy places the organism in Eukaryota, Metazoa, Chordata, Actinopteri, Perciformes, Percidae. The record is from RefSeq and is a predicted model, not a curated record. The coding region runs from base 362 to 2011 and encodes 549 amino acids. Gene Ontology annotation, biological process: phosphatidylinositol phosphate biosynthetic process; protein localization to plasma membrane.